Bombina bombina (fire-bellied toad) is the source of this 1157-nucleotide messenger RNA. RefSeq names its product microtubule-associated protein RP/EB family member 1. Gene Ontology annotation, biological process: regulation of microtubule polymerization or depolymerization; protein localization to microtubule plus-end; spindle assembly. Gene Ontology annotation, cellular component: microtubule plus-end; spindle midzone; microtubule organizing center. The record is from RefSeq and is a predicted model, not a curated record. The transcript has 9 exons. NCBI's taxonomy places the organism in Eukaryota, Metazoa, Chordata, Amphibia, Anura, Bombinatoridae. The coding region runs from base 100 to 840 and encodes 246 amino acids. Gene Ontology annotation, molecular function: microtubule plus-end binding.
GAUAUAAGGGAGCAGUACAAUGGGUGUUUGUAUGUGGGAGAGAACGCAUGAGAUUGGGGUGAGGAAGAUGUGACAUACUCAGGAAGGGGAGAAAGCUACAUGACUGGGAAAAUGGCUGUUAAUGUUGAUUCCACUUUGGAGGCCAGUGACGAUCUCAGGAGCCAUGAUAUCCUGGCUUGGGUUAAUGAAUCUCUACAGAUAAAUCUUAGAGCGGUUGAGGAGCUGUGUUCAGGGGCUGUUUAUUGUCAGUUCAUGAACAUGCUCUUCCCUGAGUUAGUCGUGCUUAGCAGAGUGAAAUUCCAAGCAACGUUAAAGCCUCAAUACAUUCACAACUUUGAAAUCCUACAGUAUUCAUUCAAAACAAUGGGUGUUGACAAAGAGAUUCCAGUGGAUACUUUGGUAAAAGGAACAUACCAAGAAAACCUUGCAUUUGCACAAUGGUUUAAAAAGUUUUAUGAUGCAAAUAAUAAAGGGAAAUCUGGACAAGGUCAAGAGACGACGAAAGAAGGACCUGCUAGGACCCCAGAGACUGGCAAAACAUCUGCAGAUGUAGGAGACAGGCAGGAUCAUUCUGCAGAACAAACACAACAGUUGAACACACCACUGGCUGUUGAUCAGACUCCUCAGAUUAAUCAGUUGCUAGACAUGGAGUGGAAGUUUGGAGUUACAGCAGCAAGCAGUGAACUGGAAAAAGCAGGAAGCAUCUUUUUACAAAUGAAGAUGGUAAUCAAAAAAGAUCACCGUCCAGAGACCGUAUAUGUGGAGUUAACUCUGCCACAGUUCUACAAUUUUCUACAUGAGAUGGAACGUGCUAAAAGCAGUCUGGAAUACUUUACAUGAAAAACAUCAGUGCACACACACUGAAAACCCUGUGUGCCUAUAAUAUUUAGAAACACUUUAUUUCAAAUCCCCUUUAUACCAGGAAUAAUACGUUAUCUUGGUAAAUUCUUAUACUAUAAGGUUUUGUAGAAAUCAAAUCAUAUAUUUUUUACUUAUAUGGCCCUCAAAAUACAAUGACGUUGGUGAAAAAAUCCAUUAAAAACAAGUGAAGGUUUUUCUUUUUUGUUUUUUUUUAGAAAUGUAUUUGCAAAAUAUGAAAGAUUUGUAAAUUUCUCAAAUGUUAAAAAUCUUUAAAAUAAAACAGAUGUUAAGGUUUA